AGCGAGGGCGGAGGGUGUGUGUGCGCGCGUGUGAGCAGGGCGCCGGCGGGGCUGCAGCGAGGCACUUCGGAAGAAUGACUCUGGAGUCCAUCAUGGCGUGCUGCCUGAGCGAGGAGGCCAAGGAAGCCCGGAGGAUCAACGACGAGAUCGAGCGGCAGCUGCGCAGGGACAAGCGCGACGCCCGCCGGGAGCUCAAGCUGCUGCUGCUGGGGACAGGAGAGAGUGGCAAGAGCACCUUCAUCAAGCAGAUGAGGAUCAUCCAUGGGUCAGGAUACUCUGAUGAAGACAAGAGGGGCUUUACCAAACUGGUCUAUCAGAACAUCUUCACAGCCAUGCAGGCCAUGAUCAGAGCUAUGGACACUCUCAAGAUACCGUACAAGUAUGAACACAAUAAGGCUCAUGCACAAUUAGUCCGAGAGGUUGACGUGGAGAAGGUGUCUGCUUUUGAGAAUCCAUAUGUAGAUGCAAUAAAGAGCUUGUGGAAUGAUCCUGGAAUCCAGGAGUGCUAUGAUAGACGACGAGAAUAUCAGUUAUCUGACUCCACCAAAUACUAUCUGAAUGACUUGGACCGUGUAGCCGACCCUUCCUAUCUGCCUACACAGCAAGAUGUGCUUAGAGUUCGAGUCCCCACCACAGGAAUCAUCGAAUACCCCUUUGACUUACAAAGUGUCAUUUUCAGAAUGGUCGAUGUAGGGGGCCAAAGGUCAGAGAGAAGAAAAUGGAUACACUGCUUUGAAAAUGUAACCUCGAUCAUGUUUCUAGUAGCGCUUAGCGAAUACGAUCAAGUUCUUGUGGAGUCAGACAAUGAGAACCGAAUGGAGGAGAGCAAAGCACUCUUUAGAACAAUUAUCACAUAUCCUUGGUUCCAGAACUCCUCUGUUAUUCUGUUCUUAAACAAGAAAGAUCUUCUAGAGGAAAAAAUUAUGUAUUCCCACCUAGUCGACUACUUCCCAGAAUAUGAUGGACCCCAGAGAGAUGCCCAGGCCGCUCGAGAAUUCAUCCUGAAGAUGUUCGUGGACCUGAACCCUGACAGUGACAAGAUUAUCUACUCCCACUUCACAUGCGCCACAGAUACCGAGAACAUCCGCUUCGUCUUCGCUGCGGUCAAGGACACCAUCCUGCAGCUGAACCUGAAGGAGUACAAUCUGGUCUAACCGUGCCUCCCAGAAACCAUUCUUCCCUUCCCCGUGGGCUGUUGAAGAUAACCAAGAAGGACUGUAUUCUGUGGGAAACAAUUUGCAUAAUACUAAUUUAUUGCCGUCCUGGACUCUGUGAGCGUGUCCACAGAGCUGUAGUAAAUAUUAUGAUUUUAUUUAAACUAUUCGGAGGAAACAGAAUGCUGAAGUACAGUCCCAGCACAUUUCCUCUCUUGUUUUUAGGCAGACCUUGAGACCGGUGUAUUUGAAAUUUUCAGUCAUUCACUCACAGUAUAAAAGCACUCCUGUCACAUGUUCUCUCUCUCUCUCUCUCUCUCUCUCCCCCCCCCCAUUCCUUUCUUUCUUCCUCCUCCUCUUUUCUAUUGACCAAAAACAAAGCCGAUGUUCCGAACUUCUUCCUGUUCCAUCCUCCCUCUGAUUUUACUUUCUCUCAUAUUAUAAUGGCCUUUACCCUAGUUCCAUUCUUGGUCAAGUUUCUUUCUCGAGUGAUGCAGUCAGGACAGUGUCAUUCGAUUGCAGUCAUCUUACAUCAGCUUCAUUUAAUAGUGGUUCUGCUGAAGGCGUGUAUGUAUUAAUUACCACUAUGGUUUUAAAUGUAUCUCUCUGGAUGCACAUCACAUCUAGUAUUCCCUUUUCAAUACAUACAUAUAUAUGUAUGUAUAAUAAAUAUAUAUAUAUAUAUAUUGUCUUGUCUCACCUGGACUAGGACAGUGGUGCCCAUUGGUGGUUAAGAGUCAUAUAUUUUAGGUGCAGACCUUCAGCCGCAGCUGGAUUGUUGAGAGAAAUGUAUGGAAGUCAGGGUGUGUGGGUACAGGCUGGGAAGGAGUCCAUGCUUCUACAAUCCAUGUGCCAUGUCCUUCCUGUCUCUUCCUUGCUCCCUUUUGUUUCACUUUAGGUUUUUCACCCUCUGUAAACCACAGAUGCCAAAUGAUAUGCCAACAGACACUACAUUCCCCGGCAGCCGCUGCCAGAGCCCUCCUCCAGCUCCUCAUUUGGUUUGUUUUUAGCUUUCCUUCCCUCUUGCCCCACUUUGUGUUUGGGCCAUAAUUUUAAAAUAAUUUUUGCUAUGUAUAUAUGUUGCCAAAGCCAGAUUUUUAUAAGACAAAAUAAAUUAAGAAUUUCAAGAGUAUCAAAAUGUAAGCAUUAAGACCGCACAGUGAGAGGACAGCGUGCUAUGAACCAGAAACACACAUUGCCAAACAGUUGCUAACUCUGAACUGCUUCUCAUGGUCCGUUCUUUUCUUUGUCCUUAAGGUCGGUGCCAGUGUCCAGAUGAGCAGUGCAGAAACUACUCCUUGUGGUUUGUCAUGAGAUCUGUUCAUAUCUCCUUACUGGCACCAGUAUUAUUAGCUCUUUAUGUUCUUUCAGUUCAAGUGAGUCUGCCAGGAACACUGGUUGACAGCAUUAUCCCCUAACCUUUGAUUUGGGGGAAAAAGUGAGCUUGUUUUACCAUUUCACGAUCUUCUUGAACUGGUCGCUUGAACGCAAGGAAGAUUUGUUCAAAAGUCACCAGUCAGUGUUCUGUCAAGCAUGUAUUUAUGUAAUGAUCAUACUAGGAGAGAUGUUUGCAGUUCUCCAUGUGCAAUUUGUCAGCAGAUGCAAACAGUGCUGAACGCGUGUGAAUGAGCCUGUCAAGCAGCCCACGUUGCUGUGUGAUUUAAGUAGAUUGUGAUUGCUCUGAGGCUGCCAGGAAGUUAGACCACAAUGCUGGUCUCAUUAGUGCUUGGCACUAGUCUAAACUUCCGUUUCAAUCACUUUUCUUGAAUAACAAAGAGGAGAGAGAGUGAACAGCUUACUGUAUGAGCACUGAAAUUGCUGACUCGUAAUGAAGUGUUCUCAUGUUUUACUCUCCUGGCCCCAAACAACACAGCUUACUUUUUUAUCCCUUGCUCUAGAAAGCACCUGUAAUUUAACAGACUGCCUGUAGGAAUAGUGCAAUUAUGAAUGUUCUGAUUGUUGUACAUACAUCUCUCUUGAUAUUGCAGCAUCCAUACUGGUAAUCAUUAAUUUUUUUGGCAGAUUGAAUGUGCUGUAUUGAUAUGUAUCUAUGUAAUUGUAUUGUAUGUCUUGUGGCUAAUUCACAUUUUGAAUAAUGUUAUUUUAUUUACUUUUUUUAAGGGAGGAGAAUGUAAAUUUGUCAGUUUAUUUCUGACUAGGGAUAUUUUUUUCCAUUUAGAAAAGAAGAAAAAAAAAAAACCCUUACUAUCGUACAGAGCGGUACUAGCAUCGUGCUGUCUAAAAUCAUUUGCACAUUCCCGAGUAGAGGUGUGCUGACCUAAGACCCAAAGGUAAUUUCAUAGCAAAUACACAACAUCCGUCGGAGCUUUUAUACAAACACGGAGACCAACUUUGUAGACCUUUUGCCAUUUGACCUGGGGUUGGAAUAUGAGCUUUUAUACGAUUCAUAUUCUUAUUUGGCAAAUGCACAGUUUAGCAUUACCUCUCUGGUGGCCUUUAUUAGAAAGGCAGUUUUAGAAGCUAUUGUUAUCCACUAAGGAGAUGUUUUAUCAGCUAGAGACCACUGCUUGCCUGAAAGGGCAACCUUAAAUUUGGUGCAGCAAAAAAACAAAAAACAAAACAAAAAAAAAAAGAAAAAAAGAAAAGACAAAAAAAAAGAAAAAAAGUAACAUUUGAUGGCCUACGGUGUAGAGUGGACCUCAUCACAGGAUCGCAAGUGUUAGCAGUCCUAGGGAACCAUGCUAUUCUAUUUAACAGAGCCGUAGUAGAUGUAGUUGAGUCCACCUGAUCUCAAGCUCAGAGCUGCAGAGCAAAGCAGGGAAAGGUCGCCGCCACAUUGUCUUUGGGAAUUGGGGAUGGAACUUGCUAUGCAGAAUUGAAGUUUGUGGCUUCACUGCUCAUCCUGGGGCGCAUGACAGGAUCCCUUCUUUUGAGAAAGGAAAACAUUGAUCACCCUAGCUGCAGUGAUGCCUCGUCGCCUAAUUGUAUCCACACUAGUCAAUGAAGCUAAAAACAAUUUUUGUUGUUGUUUCUUGUUUGGGGUUUUAUUGAAGGGGUGAGGGGCGGGAAGGGCUUCUCAGUUUUGUACAAAAACAAAGUUUACUCUCGCUCUCUGUUCUAUUGUGAUUGCAAGCGCUUUAAAGCUGUACCACUGACUCCUGUUGUUGAUGCUCUAGAUAAUGAAGGCUUGUGGUGAGUUUGAUGGUGACUUGGGCAUGUCUUAUUCAGAAGCAAACACGGAACACAGAAACCUUUCCUCAGCAUACCAAGGCAAGCAGCCAUCUCAUGAGUCACUCAGCACAUCACAGUGUGCCGUUUACAGAUGAUGUCUCCCCUUUGUGUGUGAUGCGGCAGCUCCCACCCACAGAGAAUUCCUAUUUGUAAAUUGGAGGUUUAUAUUAUGCCUUACAGAGCUUAAUUAAGAAGUCUGUGCCUCAUAUCUGAAACAAAGGGAAAAAACACGCCCGUGCAAAAGUCAGUAAGUCCCAUAGACUGUUGGAUUUUCCUUACUAUUUCCUUAGGAAGAGCUCUGUUGAAUGUCCUGAGUAGCUGGGAAAUUCUUCUUAGGAACUUGCAUAUGUUGUUUACUGGCAGGAGGCAUCCACAGGCGAUAUUUCAAAAACACCUGGAACGUGGGGGCUUGGGGGUUUUGUUUUUGUUUCAUUUAAUUUAGAUUACAUUAGCAGGCCUAAUAGUUUUAAAAGGUAAUUCAGCCAAAGGGCAAUUUACUUUUUGUACUUCAGACUUAUAUUGAUUGUCAAGUUGUACGAAUUGUAAUUUAAACAUUUAUACUGCCACAUGAUUGUAAAUUUUAGUUGUCUUAAGUGGGAUUUGGUGAAAAGCUGUUUAUGCUGGAUUUGGGUCAAAAUGACUUGAUUAUUUGCAAAAAAAAUAAAAAUAAUAACGGGAAGAAAGGGCUGCAUAAUAAGAUACUGCAAGACUCAGAUCUUGGUUGGAAAUUCCUCAGAUCCCUUCAGAUGAACCCUGAUGCCCCUUUGUUUUUAGUUUCUCAGAACGAAUGAAGUGAAAUAUAGCAGAAUGUUAACCCAUAUAAAAAUAAAGUGUACCCAAAUAUUGUAA
Messenger RNA from Peromyscus eremicus (cactus mouse), 5195 nucleotides. Its product is annotated as guanine nucleotide-binding protein G(q) subunit alpha. Gene Ontology annotation, molecular function: guanyl nucleotide binding; G protein-coupled receptor binding; G-protein beta/gamma-subunit complex binding. The record is from RefSeq and is a predicted model, not a curated record. The coding region runs from base 75 to 1154 and encodes 359 amino acids. Lineage: Eukaryota; Metazoa; Chordata; Mammalia; Rodentia; Cricetidae. Gene Ontology annotation, biological process: action potential; phospholipase C-activating dopamine receptor signaling pathway; adenylate cyclase-modulating G protein-coupled receptor signaling pathway. Gene Ontology annotation, cellular component: heterotrimeric G-protein complex. The transcript has 7 exons.